Molecule: messenger RNA, 945 nt
Organism: Fusarium sp. VM40
Lineage: Eukaryota; Fungi; Ascomycota; Sordariomycetes; Hypocreales; Nectriaceae
Source: the annotation of a GenBank genome assembly
AUGAGCGCAGAUUCCGGCUGGAUGAUUACCUUGUUGUGGUUUGCUUUAAAGGUACUCAACGUGGCCAAUACCGUUCUCUGUAUCUAUGGGCUUUCUGGAAACGGCUUAGGAAGAGAUACUUGGAAAGUCAGCCCCGACACAGUCACGGACUUUCUCAUGUUCCUAUAUAUAGGCCAAACGAUCUACGCUUCGGAUAUUUUCGUCACCAAGAUUUGCGUGUUGCUAUUUUACCUUCGAAUCUUCCCCGUUGUCUCGGUUCAACGAGUGAUCUGGGCGACCAUCGGUUUAUGCACCCUGUGCAUGAUUGUUUUCGAUAUUUUGGCAAUUGCGCAAUGCAGACCGAUUAGCUUUUUCUGGAUAAGCUGGGAUCAGCUCCAUGAGGACGAAGGAAUAUGUAUUGGAGUCAAUGCUCUUGGCUGGGCUAUUGCUGCGGCUUCAAUCAUCCUGGAUGUUUGGAUGCUCGCCAUACCACUCUCUCAGCUGGUGCAACUGCAGAUGAAGUGGAAAAGAAAGGUCGCAGUUGGCUUGAUGUUCACUGUUGGUACAUUUGUUACCAUCGUCAGUAUCUUAAGACUUCGGUACUUGGUAGCUUUCGGCAGAUCCUCGAACCCCCUCUGGGACAGUUUUAAUACCGUAUAUUGGUCCGACAUCGAGAUCAACGUUGCGAUUUGGUGUGUCUGUAUGCCCGACCUCCGAAUGGUUAUACGAAAACUCUUCCCCAAACUAAGGAGCUCCACCGGCUCUAGCAACCCUCCCCUAGGGUCCGACCCGAUGUCACCACAGCAGGGAAGAUCUGGCAACAACUCAUCGUUUCACACGAAUGAGAAUGUAUAUAAAUCUAAGCCAAUCCAAAGACAUGGAGAGGAUGAGCCUUCGUCAAGUACGGCGGCCUUGGUAGAGCUAUCAACUCUAACGUCUAGACAUGACACUAGAAGUUUAGUAUAG